CGAAACGGAUAUCAUUGAAUAGUGCAAUUUCCAUCGACACAAACGAGACAUCGAUAAAAGUACUGCCAUGGAUUGCGGAGGAGUAUUUGUAAAAUAUGUGCUAUUCAUAUUCAAUAUACUGUUUGUGAUAUGCGGCAUUUUGCUCAUCACCUUCGGUUCCAUCAUGGUGGCGUCCAUCAAGGACUUCUCCAAGUUCGAUGAAACCUUCACCGCCAACAGCGUGGCCAUCAUCAUCUUGGUCCUGGGAUGCCUCAUCUUCUUGGUGGCCUUCAUGGGCUGCUGCGGAGCCAUUCGCGAGAACGCCUGCUGUCUCACAACGUACUCCGUUGUCAUGCUGGUGUUGCUGAUCAGUCAGCUGGCCCUGAUCAUAUACGUGUGGAUUGACCAUGUGCAGAUACAGACAUCGCUGGAGAAGAUUGUUCAGACCAUUUGGGAUCAACGAAAAACGGACUCCCUACUCUUGGACACAAUGCAGCGAUCCUUCAAGUGUUGCGGCCUGCAUGGAUUCGCGGACUACGGCAUUUCGUAUCCUGCCUCCUGCUGUGACUCUCCCUCUAAUGGCAGCUGCGGCAUUACGCAGGUGGCGACCCGACCCAGUUGCCUGACUUCCAUUGAUUCCUUCUGGAAUACCAAUGUGAAUAUCAUUAAGUACGCCGGCCUGGGUGUGACUGUCGUUGAGCUUGUGGCAUUUAUUUUCGCCUGCUGCCUAGCCAAUCAGACGCGCAACUCUCAGAGACGCCAGAACUACUAAGCAUCAAACACGAAGCAUUAAUUAACUAAGUACUAAGACUAAUUCCCGACUUCAAGCAGGAAGCCAGUAAAUAUUUGAUCCAAUAAAGAAAUUCCUGCUAGAUAAUGCAACAAGUAA
This is a messenger RNA of Drosophila serrata, 868 nucleotides long. Its product is annotated as 23 kDa integral membrane protein. Gene Ontology annotation, cellular component: plasma membrane. The record is from RefSeq and is a predicted model, not a curated record. Lineage: Eukaryota; Metazoa; Arthropoda; Insecta; Diptera; Drosophilidae.